UGGAAUUAUCAUCAUUUUCUGUAGGCAUGAAUAAUUCACUUAUCCUACAAACAGGCAGCAUUUUCUAACUGAAACUGAAUGCCACAGAAGCUCGGGUAGGGGGCUCUAAGAGCACUUGGGGUAAAGAUAUGAGACAUGAAACAGAUGAAAAUAUCCAGGGAGAAGGGAUAAGAAAAGAAGAGGAAGGUUAGAGCUCCAUAUGCUGCUUCUGCUUAACAAAAGCUGAAAUACAUGAAAUUAAAUGCAAGUAAUGGUGCUAAAUGUACACUGUUGUAGGAGAAUUAAAACAUUUCAUAGUAUAGCAGGAGUAGUGCCUCUGAGAAUGGUCUGGACUUGUCAUUAUCUUCUGCACUCUGAGCAGGACUCCAAGCCCAACAACAGCAGAUGCCCAACAGCAGCUCCAUCAGCGAGUUCCUCCUGCUGCCAUUGGCAGACACGCAGCAGCUGCAGCUCCUGCACUUCUGGCUCUUCCUGGGCAUCUACCUGGCUGCCCUCCUGGGCAACGGCCUCAUCAGCACAGCCGUAGCCUGCGACCGCCGCCUGCACACCCCCAUGUACUUCUGCCUCCUCAGCCUGGCCCUCCUCAAGCUGGGCAGCAUCUCCACCACUCUUCCCAAAGCCAUGGCCAACACCCUCUGGGACACCAGGGCCAUCUCCUACACAGGAUGUACUGCACAGCUCUUUUUCCUUCUCUUCUUCAUGUCAGCACAGUUGUCCCUUCUCACCAUCAUGUCCUAUGAUUGCUACGUUGCCAUCUGCAAGCCCCUGCACUACGGGACCUUGAUGGACAGCAGAGCUUGUGCCACCAUGGCAGCAGCUUUUUUCUGUGAAAUCCCCCAGAUCCUCAAGCUCUCCUGCUCGGCCUCCUACCUCAGGGAAAUUGUGCUUCUCAUUUUUAGUGUCAGUUUAGCCUUUGGGUGUUUUGCUUUCAUAGUUGUGUCCUAUGUGCAGAUCUUCAUGGCUGUGCUGAGGAUGCCCUCUGAGCAGGGACGGCACAAAGCCUUCUCCACAUGCCUCCCUCACCUGGCCGUGGUCUCCCUCUUUCUCAGCACUGGCUUUUUUGCCCACCUGAAGCCCCCAUCCAUUUCCUCCCCACUCCUGGAUCUGACAGUGGCACUUCUUUACUCAGUGGUUCCUCCAACACUGAACCCUAUUAUCUACAGCAUGAGGAACAGGGAGAUCAAGCACGCUCUCAGGAAAAUCUUGUAAUACACACUAUUCCAG
This is a messenger RNA of Coturnix japonica (Japanese quail), 1224 nucleotides long. The record is from RefSeq and is a predicted model, not a curated record. NCBI's taxonomy places the organism in Eukaryota, Metazoa, Chordata, Aves, Galliformes, Phasianidae.